AUGACCAGGAUAUACACACGUCCUGAAAUCCUCCUUCUGAUCUUCUUGGCAGGCGCAGUGAAGCUUGACGGAGUCAAGACAUUUCGAUGGCUGAAAGGGAAGGCUUGUGCCUUGUUCUGGCAGUUUGUCUCUCAGCGCUCAGACGCUUGGAGACGUAUCCUGACAGCAGGGACGGUUGAAAUUGCUGCAAAGGUCCGUCCACUGGUGGUGGCUGUCAUGAAAGAGGUCCAGGAAGCCACCUUGGAACUCUUUGGCUUUGUGACCAGCCACGAUCACGAUGGACAGGCGCGAAACGCUUGGUGCAAACGUUUCGUCCUCGUUGUGACAGUAAAGUCGGGCAGAUCCUACAAGGCAAUCAAGGAUGCCAUAGGGAUUGAAAGCGACUUUCCCAGGAAUUACCGGAACAGAAACCAGACUGAGUCACUUCCAGAACCACCCGGAUUCAUGCGUCAUUUUGCCGUUUGUUUGGUGCCAGAGGCGGUUUGGAUAGAUGGAACAACGAACCUCCUGCAGAAAUUCCAACAUGGAUCAUUUUUCGAGCUCGCCGGUCCCAACAUAACUGACGAGGAAGGUGGUGGUGUCUGUUGGGGAGAGGAAAAGGUCCGGAGCAUAGAUGGGAUCGUUGAGAUCGGGUUGGUCACUUACGACAAUGAAGCAAUAAUUGAGUCGUUCUAUAAGCCCCUGCAAACAGUAUGGGGAAGAUACGACCCGAUCUGGUGGAACUGUUCUGACUUCACCAUCCGACUUGGUUGUAUGAUCCUGCCAGACCCUAAUGAAAAGGACAUCCUGCGGCGACUGCUGCUUUUCGUGUGCGCGUCUCGCCUACAGACUCUCGAGUUUGCCAUUGACGAAUUGCACACGAGAAUAUUCAUGUCAAGCUGGACUGCUGCCGUGGUAUCAUGGGCUGGCGGUGCUGGAUCUGCUCUCUUGAUGGGAGCGUUCCCUGCCGUGUUUCCAAUUGCGUUCUUGGGGUCCUGGGCUUGUGGUAUGGGAUCUGGAAUUGCGGGGUGGUGGCGCCUUAGUCGCGUUGGUGCCAAAGAAUAUCCUAAAUGGAAAGCACGAUCAAAUGAGUUGGAGCAGCGGUUUCCCCAGCUUCGGGGGUUGGUUGGGGAGUGA
Messenger RNA from Aspergillus piperis CBS 112811, 1116 nucleotides. RefSeq lists its product as uncharacterized. The transcript has 6 exons. NCBI's taxonomy places the organism in Eukaryota, Fungi, Ascomycota, Eurotiomycetes, Eurotiales, Aspergillaceae. The record is from RefSeq and is a predicted model, not a curated record. Bases 1 to 1116 code for a protein of 371 amino acids.